AUGGCCAGCAUUGCCACUGUGUUAUUUUUGGCCAGCUUCACGCAGCAGAGGCGCCGGCACGGUCGGUCUUCAAACGCACCUGUCGGGGAGUCGGACACACAUCCGCCGGCGCCCGAGGGCACAGCGUCGAUAUCGCAGCAGCUGUUUUUCUCGUGGAUGGACCCAAUGAUCUGGCUGGGAUAUAAGCGGCCAUUGGAACCCAAGGACGUCUACGACCUAAUGCCUGAAGACCGCUCGAUGCGCGUGUGUGCUAAGUGGCAGCGCGAGUCUCGAGACUAUGUGCGCAAACAUGGAAGCGAUAAGCGGGGCAUGACAUACCGCCUGUUCUGGUUCUUCCGUUAUCAGCUGGCGCUGCAGUGCGUGUGGACGCUUGUAUUCACUGUGUUUAUUUUUACUGGGCCGUUCUUGCUGAAGCGCAUCCUGGCGUACAUGGAGGAUCAGACCAUAUACACUAGAGAGCAGGCGUUCUGGUGUGUUGCAGGUCUACUGUUAGGAGGCACUAUUUCUACCGUGUGUCAGAGCCAGGCGCUGUGGAUCGGGCGUAAGAUCGGGCUCCAGAUAAAGGCCAUUGUCAUUGGCGAGGUGUACAAGAAGAGCCUGCGGCGCCGAGACGCCGCCAGCGAGGAUGAUGCCCCGGCAAAGGAUGGUGAGGGUGACGACAACAGUGUCGAAGACGCAGACAAACAGGGCGAGUCGACGUCAACGGGAAAAAUUACCAACCUCAUGGCUGUUGACGCCAACAAGAUUUCAGAGGCGUCAUCAUAUUUACAUUUCCUUUACCAGUUGCCGGCCGAGAUUGUAAUCACGGUUUUGAUGCUGUACCAGCUCCUGGGCUUGGCUUCGAUUGCCGGGCUGUGCACUCUUUUGCUUCUGGUUCCGUUCCAGUGGCGGAUCGUCAGUGUAUGGAGCAAACUUCAGACUCAGCUAAUGAAGGCCAGUGACAAGCGCAUGAGCAUGACCAACGAGAUUCUGCAGGGCGUGCGCAUCAUCAAGUUUUUCGCCUGGGAGCCACAGUUUGAAAAGCAGGUUGCUGCGAUUCGCAGUGGCGAACUCGGCGUGCUGCGCAAGCGCUACUUGUUGCUGACAGUCUCGAUUGUGAUCUUUUUUAUGGCGCCAGUUUUUAUCACACUAACCACAUUCGUCGUGUACACAAAGGUCAUGGACAAGCAGCUUACAGCGUCAAUAGCUUUUACUGCGCUGGCACUGUUCAAGACACUUCGUGGGCCGAUGGACCAGCUUCCGGACUUUUUCUCUUUCUGUCUGCAGGCCAAAGUUUCGGUUGAUCGUGUGUCCAAAUUUUUGUCCGAAGAGGAGACGUCGAAAUACGAGCUGAGCAACGCGACUGAUAUUGGCUUUAUCGAUGCGUCGUUUAGCUGGAAGUCGGCCGCAUCUGCAUCUGCAUCUGCUGAGAUUGACUUGACGAACCCAACUCUGCGCGACCUUACAGUCAGUUUCCCUGUGGGCAAGCUGAGCAUCAUUGCUGGGCCCACCGGAUGCGGCAAGACGUCUCUUCUGAUGGCGCUCCUGGGAGAGAUGCGGCUGACCGCCGGCCGGCUAAUGGUUCCAGGGGCCGCGUUCAGCGCGCGCGCGACGUUUGGCGAAAACAUGUCUAAUCCCUUUAGUUUGCAGGAGUCUGUCGCGUACGUGGCCCAGCAGGCGUGGCUGCUAAACGACACAAUCCGCGGCAACAUUACGUUUGGUCUUCCAUACGACGAGCAACGCUACCGUGAGGUUGUGCACAUGUGCGCUCUAACAAGGGACUUUGAAAUCAUUGAUGCCGGCGACAUGACAGAGGUCGGCGAGCGCGGCGUGGCGUUGUCAGGCGGCCAGAAGCAGCGCAUAUGCUUGGCUCGCGCCGUGUACUCGCCCGCGCGCCACGUCAUCAUGGACGACUGCUUGUCUGCGGUCGACGCGCACACUGCAAAACACCUGUACGACAACUGCCUGAUGGCGCCGCUUAUGUCCGAGCGCACGCGCAUUCUGGUUACGCAUGCCGUCGGCUUGGCGAUCAAGAGCGCAGCGAUGGUGGUGGUCAUGCAGGAUGGCCGCAUUGCUGCGGCGGGGACGCCGCUCGAGGUUCUGCAUAGCGGAAAACUCAGCGAGGAGACGUUACGCGAGGCCGACGAGGAGCAGCAAAACGCGGCAACGCGCGCGGAAGCUCGCAGUGCCAGUGCUAGAGUGAAGGCAAGUGCCGCGCCACAGGACGCAAACGCGCAAAAGGGAAAGCUUACGACAGACGAGGGCUGGUCCCGCGGUCAUGUACAGUGGCGGGUGUAUUUGGCCUACUUCAGAGCCAGCGGCGGUUUGGUGUUUUGGGCGAUUUUGACUGUGCUGUUCAUGCUGACGCAGGGUCUGCUGGUCGCUCAGGACUGGUGGCUGCGCGAGUGGGCUGCAUCGUACAGUAAAUCUAGCCUGACAAGCUAUCACUUUGUUGCGAGAACAGGGGCUGACCACCGCACCAUUGCUUCGCUUCCCACCCACUCUGGCAGUGUCAUUUCGGUUGAGCCACUGUCGGUGUCUUCACUCGCUUCGGGGUUGCUCAAUCGCUCUAUCCAAUUUGUUGGACUGAAGGGUGAGGAUGGCUUAGAUGGCGGCAGAGUCGAUUUGGCUUACUUUAUUGGGGUGUAUGUCGCAAUUGCACUGGCAAGCGUGUUCCUCAUCUUGGGUCGUUCGCUGCUGCAGUUCUGGGGCUCGCUCAAGGCGUCACGGACCCUGCAUGAAUCGCUGUUGCACACCGUUCUGCGCGCGCCUGUGCGGUUUUUUGACACUACGCCUGUUGGCCGCCUAAUCAACCGGUUCUCGAAGGACAUGGAGACCAUUGACCAGUCGCUGAACUCGUCGCUGGCAAUUUUCCUGACCGAAGUCAUCGCAUCCCUGGCGAUUCUCAUUGUUAUUGCGGUCAUCACGCCGGCAUUUACGUUGGGUGCUAUUGUCGUUGCUAUCAUCUACUGGAUCAUUGGUGUCUUGUACCUGGCAACAUCACGCGAGAUCAAGCGUUUCGAGAGCGUGACAAAGUCGCCGAUAUACACACAGUUUGACGAGACCAUCAAUGGUGUGUCGACUAUUCGCGCAUAUGGCCAAGAGUCGCGUUUUCGCAUGGCAAACUACACCAAGGUCGAUGACAACAACCGUCCCUUCAUUUACAUGUGGGGAGCCAAUCGCUGGCUCAGCAUUCGCGUUGACCUUGCCGGCGCUCUUGUUUCGUUUAUGGCCGGGCUACUCGCACUGACCACAACGGGCCGCAUGGACGCUGGGCUUGCUGGAUUGUCGCUUUCGUACGCGCUCAACUUUACCGAGCAUAUACUGUGGGUCGUGCGGUUCUACUCCAUCAACGAGAUGAACUUAAACUCGGUUGAGAGAGUUGUCGAGUACUUGGAUGUUGAACCCGAAGCGCCAGUCACUAUUCCCGACCGCGUGCCUCCUGUCGAGUGGCCGAGCAACGGGCGUAUUAGCGUUGAGAACCUGGAGCUCAAGUACGCCGAAAACCAGCCGCCUGUAAUUCGCGGGAUAUCGUUCGAGGUGCAGCCGCGCGAAAAGGUCGGCAUUGUUGGGCGCACGGGUGCCGGAAAGAGCACACUGACGCUGGCCAUGUUUAGAUUCAUGGAGGCCAGCGCAGGCCGAAUUAUGGUGGAUGGAAUUGACAUCUCGCAGAUCGGUGUGGGCGACCUGCGCUCACGGCUGACCAUAAUCCCGCAGGACCCUAUUUUGUUUACAGGCACUAUUCGCAGCAACCUGGAUCCGUUUAACGAGCACGGUGAUGAUGAGCUGUGGCUGGCACUGCGUCGUGCACACCUGCUCGGCGACGAGGAUGAGAUUGCGAGCAGACAAUCGCAAACUGCAGUGACACUUGGCCGCACAAUCACCGAUCUUGACAUGGCAGUCACCGAGAACGGGUCCAACUUCUCGCAGGGCCAGCGGCAGCUGAUUGCGCUGGCGCGCGCUCUGGUCAAGCGUACUCGCGUCAUUAUCCUGGACGAGGCCACUGCAUCUGUCGACUUUGACACGGACGCCCGUAUUCAGACCACCAUCCGCAAUGAAUUCACAGACUCGACGCUACUGUGCAUUGCCCACAGGCUGCGCACGAUUGUUGAUUACGACAAGGUGCUGGUGCUUGAUCAGGGCGAAAUCGUGGAGUACGAUACGCCGUACAACCUGCUGUCAAAGAGCGAGGGUCUUUUCAAGCACAUGUGUCUAAAGUCUGGCGAGUAUGACCACUUGUUCUCGGCGGCCGAGCGCAAGCAUCACAGUGGUACUAACGAGGCGAUUAUUUCUGCAUAA
This is a messenger RNA of Kickxella alabastrina, 4278 nucleotides long. Its product is annotated as P-loop containing nucleoside triphosphate hydrolase protein. The record is from RefSeq and is a predicted model, not a curated record. The transcript has 5 exons. Gene Ontology annotation, molecular function: ABC-type peptide transporter activity; ATP hydrolysis activity; ATP binding. Gene Ontology annotation, cellular component: fungal-type vacuole; fungal-type vacuole membrane. The coding region runs from base 1 to 4278 and encodes 1425 amino acids. Gene Ontology annotation, biological process: transmembrane transport. NCBI's taxonomy places the organism in Eukaryota, Fungi, Kickxellomycota, Kickxellomycetes, Kickxellales, Kickxellaceae.